Molecule: messenger RNA, 3398 nt
Organism: Strongylocentrotus purpuratus (purple sea urchin)
Lineage: Eukaryota; Metazoa; Echinodermata; Echinoidea; Camarodonta; Strongylocentrotidae
Gene: tdp1
Product: tyrosyl-DNA phosphodiesterase 1
Exons: 10
Coding region: 301-1362 (353 amino acids)
Biological process (GO): single strand break repair; double-strand break repair
Cellular component (GO): nucleus
Molecular function (GO): double-stranded DNA binding; single-stranded DNA binding; 3'-tyrosyl-DNA phosphodiesterase activity
Source: RefSeq, a predicted model, not a curated record
GAAAGUCUGAUUUUCAGUGCAGGAGGUAGAUUGUUUCGUAGAGAAGAAACUUUAAAAAAUAUUGAGUUAUGAGAAAUCUAAAUUUUGACCUGAAGUAAAUGAUAAUAAGAUGAGUUAUGACUAUUGUGUUGAUGUAUUGUUAUUUGUUGAAUUCAGUUUUCUUGCAAAUACUUUGAUCUCUGAUACAGGGACAAACCCCUACAUCUUAUACAUGGAGAGCAGAGAGAAGGAAAGAUAGCACUUCAUGAAGCAGCACAUUCCUUCCCAAACAUCAAACUAUGUCAAGCUAAACUUGAUAUCAUGUAUGGUACGCAUCAUAGUAAGAUGAUGUUUCUUCUCUAUGCUGAUGGAAUGCGAGUGGUGAUUCAUACAGCUAACAUCGUUGAGAGUGAUUGGCAUCAGAAGACACAAGGAGUAUGGAUCAGUCCUCUGUUUCCAAAGCUACCUUCAUCCGAACAGACUGCAACCAAUGGAGAAUCACCAAGCUUCUUCAAAAGAGAUCUACUAGCUUAUCUAACAGCUUACAGAUCACCGUCGCUACAACCAUGGAAAGAUCACAUUACUCAACAUGAUUUUUCAAGUGCAAAGGUAUUUCUUAUUUCAUCAGUGCCUGGAAGACACGCCAGAGAAUUGAAAAAUAAAUGGGGUCACCUCAAGGUCAGAAAGAUUUUACGGCAGUAUGGCCCAGACAAAGAGCAGGUCCAGACCUGGCCGGUCAUUGGUCAGUUCUCUAGCAUUGGCUCUCUGGGUGGCGACAAGACCAAGUGGCUGUGUGCCGAGUUUCUUCAGAGUAUGUCAACUGUGAAAGGUCAAUCAGGGUCAUUCACCUCCAAUGCAGACACAAGACAUAUGAAGCUGAUUUUUCCAUGUUCUGACAAUGUGAGAACAAGCCUAGAGGGUUACCCUGCAGGAGCCUCAUUACCGUACAGCAUACAGACAGCCAAGAAGCAACCUUAUCUUCACCAAUUCUUCUUCCAGUGGAAGGCAUCUCAGGUAGGCCGUAACAGAGCUUGCCCUCACAUCAAGACCUACACCAGGCUGUCUCCUGAUGAUCAAGAAAUUGCUUGGUUCAUGGUAACAAGUGCUAAUUUGUCUAAAGCAGCAUGGGGAGCCUAUGAGAAGAAUGCCAGUCAGCUGAUGAUUCGUUCAUAUGAGAUUGGAGUCAUGAUGAUCCCAAGUUUCUUUGAUAAGAGUAGGAAGACAUUCUCUCUGACGGAGGGGCGUGGCCAGAAAGAAUUCUCUCUUCCUUGGGACGUUCCUCUCACACCCUAUUCUAAAACAGAUCGGCCCUGGAUCUGGGAUAUCCCUUACACAGACAAACCUGAUUCCCAUGGUAACGCUUGGGUACCUGGAAGAAGAUGAUAUCAUCGCGAUGGAGUUCAUGGUCACUUUAAUACCCAAAGCUAAUGCUCAAGAUACUGAUGUAGUCACUUGCAUUUAUCUUUUACCCGAUGGCAUCAUGGUACCUUAAUUUUUUAAGUACUGAAUUUGUGUAUUGCCCAUAUACUUAAUACAGGAACUACCCUGUUCCAGUAUGCAAUUGGUUAACUAGGAAAUGCAUGGUUACCUGGUAAAAGAUGAUAGCAUCAUGAUGUAGCACAUGGUCACUUACCAAUGGCUAGAGGUCAAGUACUCACAUUGUCAUUUAACCCAAUGGUAAAUGUACCCAUUGGUCAAUCAUCCCUUGCCAUUAGUCAAAGUACCAUUACGGUCAUAUACCUAAAGCUAAUGGCCAGUAUAUUGUCGUAGUCACGUAAACCAAUUUUAAAGGUACCCAUUGGUCACUUACCCCUAGCAAAUAGUCAAGGUACUAUCGAUUCACCUACUCUGGUUAAGGUACUGUAAUUGUAAAUUGCUCAUUGUCAAGGUAUCAUUAUGGUCAUUUGAUCCUGGAUCACUUAUGUAUGUAUGGCUAAUGGUCAAAAGACUGUUGUAGUCACUUGAUCCAAUUGUAACGGUACCCAUUGGUCACUUACCCCAUGCAAAUUAUUUACCCAUUGUCUACUGGAACCAAGUGAUCCCUGUAUUAAGCCAAUGGGGAUAAGAUAAUUGAGUAGUCAACAGGUUAAGGUACCAUUGUAGUCAAGGUCAAGGUAUUGCAGUGGUCACUUAUAAUCACUUACUCCUGGCCAGAAGUCAAGGAAUCAGUAUGGUCACAUACACCUGGCCAUUAAGUAACGUAACAUUAUCGUCACGUACCCCUAGCCAAUGGUUAAGGAACCAUUAUGGUCACAUAAAACCGGCCAUUAGGUGACGUACCAUUAUCGUCACUUACCCCUGGCCAAUAGAUAAUACUAUGGUCACUUUACUCCUGGUCCAUAGGCAUGGUACCAUGAUGGUCACUUCUGGCCUAUUGUUGAGGUUAUUUACCAUUAUGGUCACUUACUUCUGACCAUUAGUCAAGGUAGCAUUAUGGUCACUUACCCUUGGCCGGUUCUAGGACAAUUACCCCCUGAGGACAAAUGGCCUUAUAUCUGGUUGUCACUUUUGUCACCUAGAAAUAAGUUGAAAAGCAAUGGGGAGUUACAAAUUAGUCUUCCAAGUGUCAAUCACCAGUGCCUGUUUAACUUGAAUGGCACAGUAACAGAUAAGUUAUUGUAAUAUGUUUUAUGUGAAUGGCAUUGCUCACAGCACUACAUGUACACACCUGGUUUUAUUGUGUUAUGUGUAGUCAGAAUUGGACAUGGCACGCCUUUCAAUUUCAUUUUAAAGACACAUCAUGGCUGAAGUGUUAUGGAGGUAUAGAAAUCACAAGUGUCAAAAUAUACAAAUCACAAAUAUAAAAGAAAUGUUUAUCCUUUGAAUAUGGCAAAAGUAUUUUACUUGAAAACCAUGGCAUAAGUUUAAACAUUGAUUCUGUUUAUGAACUGGUUAUCCUAAUUAUGUACUCAUCUGUGUUGAGGUUUUAGAGGAAACAAAAUUUACAGCUGUUUUCUGGUGUUUCCUGGUAUAGGCCUUAUAGUUCCUUUCAGAUGAAAUGAAAUAAAUAUGGUAAAUUCGAUUUUAGUUAGUUUCUUGAUUUUACACCUUCAACUUUGUUAAAGUGUGGUAUAGUCAAGUACAUAAUCAAGACUGUGGAUCAAAUGGUUGCUGGGUGAGUCCUAGACCAGAACCCAGGCAUAAGUAUUACACUCCUUAUGCAUUCUAUGGGAUGGAUAUCCCAGCAAUAUGAACAAAGCUGUCAUUGAUAUUAAUGUUGAUGUUCAAGUUGAAUUUCAAGACCAAGUCAAGGUAUUUUGGGCCUAUUCAAAAUCUUAGGUUCCUUUUUUGUAGGUGCUAAACAUGUGCUCUGUAACUUCAGUGCUAUCUUACUUCUUGCAUACAUGCCAACUGUUCAGAUUAAAGAGGAACAUUCCUCUUUUUGGGAGAAGAUAAUUAUCAUUUUAAUGCAGGUGUUC